AUGGGGAAGUUUCACCUGCAAUUUUUUGUUGUGCUGUCGAUAGUGAACCUUUCGCUGGUCUCGGCCCAAGACCCAGCACAAAGUAAUACAACAGAGUCUACAACGGAGUCCACAAUUGAGUCAACAACGGAGUCAGCAAGUGUUUCGAGUACAGCGGGUAGUAGGGAAACAACUGGGGUCACAACCGCUUCGACAACAGCUUCUACUACUGAAGCUUCGACCACUACUAUUCCGUAUGAGGCGGAGAACCUGAUCUGCCCACGAAACCGUGGCAUGAAAGACACAUUAAGAAUAAGGGCAUCAAUGGCUCACAAUUACCGGAGGUCAAGGCUUGCUAUGGGGCUUGUCAGAAACAAGAGAGGAAGAACACUGCCAACGGCGUCCAACAUGAGAAAUUUGGAAUACAAUUGCACAAGUGAAGAAUGGACCAUGAAAGCUGCGGCAAAGGUGCUCUGUAAUUCCACCUUCGACAAUGCCUUCUUUUGUCCAAGAAAACAACGCUCUGAUUUUGAAGUCUUCAGCAGAAACUAA
This is a messenger RNA of Ostertagia ostertagi, 531 nucleotides long. NCBI's taxonomy places the organism in Eukaryota, Metazoa, Nematoda, Chromadorea, Rhabditida, Trichostrongylidae. The record is from the annotation of a GenBank genome assembly.